Polyodon spathula (Mississippi paddlefish) is the source of this 1388-nucleotide messenger RNA. Its product is annotated as tartrate-resistant acid phosphatase type 5-like. NCBI's taxonomy places the organism in Eukaryota, Metazoa, Chordata, Actinopteri, Acipenseriformes, Polyodontidae. Gene Ontology annotation, molecular function: acid phosphatase activity; ferrous iron binding; ferric iron binding. Gene Ontology annotation, biological process: bone resorption. The record is from RefSeq and is a predicted model, not a curated record. Bases 1 to 735 code for a protein of 244 amino acids. The transcript is spliced from 4 exons.
AUGGCGAAGCACAGGCCAGCGCGGAGAAGCGCAGAGAGCAACAAGAGCCCCAAGAAUCGGCUGACCAGCGCAGCCCUAGUCACUCCAAGCUCUUUGAGUAGUGAUACAGGCCAGCUAGUCCUGAUCGCCGUGUGCCGUCGUUUCUGCAGGAACUUCCCCAGCUAUUACUACGACCUUCACUUCCGUGUGCCGGGCUCCAACGCCACCCUGACCAUCCUGAUGCUGGACACCGUCCUGCUGUGCGGGAACUCGGACGACUUCUCCGACGAGAGGCCCCGGGGCCCCCUGAAUGCGGCCGGCGCGGGGCUCCAGCUUGAGUGGCUGUCGGAGCAGCUCGAGCGCUCCCGUGCUGACUUCCUGUUGGUGGCCGGUCACUACCCUGUGUGGUCGGUGGCCGAGCACGGCCCCACGCACUGCCUGCUGGACAAGCUGAGGCCCCUGCUCUUGAAACACAAGGUCACAGCCUACCUGUGCGGCCACGAUCACAACCUGCAGUAUAUUCAGGAGUCUGGGGUCGGCUACGUGGUCAGCGGAGCGGGGAACUUCUUGGAACACUCCCUGAAGCACAAGGGUGACGUUCCGGAAGAUUCCCUCCGGUUCUUCUACGCCGAGCACUCCUCGCUGGGGGGCUUCGCCCACGUGGAGGUCACACGACAGGAAAUGGCCGUGACCUUCAUCACAGCCAUGGGGAAAUCCCUGUACCGCACCACGCUGCCUCGCCGCACUGCCCCCUAGAGAAAGGAGGAGCGCACUGUCCAGAAUGACACCGUCCCUCUGAAAUUUUAUACAACGCCUUUAAAAUGAAUGUUGAUUCUGUUUCCGUUCGUUCAGAGUUCUGUUGUACCUGUACUGGGUCCGUUUUCCCAAGUAGAUGUCUCCUAAACUGGGCUAAAAAAAAUCAUCCUUGCGCAAACCCUGAUUCUGUUAUUUGCAGGACAAAUAUCAGAAAUGCUAAAAGGAAACCUUGUGAAUUCAAGUAAUGUUUUGUCUGGAGGGUAAGUGUGUUGCCCCGAGGGGUCGAUGGGGGGGGGGGGGGGAGGCAGUUCUAGCCAAGGAGGAACGCUUCCACUAAAAGUUAAAAACUGCAGUCGCUGUCUGUUUUGACUACUGACUGCUAGAGUGAUUAUUGGCUGGUUUGUGGUCACGUGACUCUGCAGUAGCCAAUGGGGUUGCGAAGGUCAGGUAGUUGGCGUCUGUGGUGAAAAUUGAACCAUACAGAAAUCAGUGUUGCAAGUUAUGUUUUUUUGCUUCCUUUUGUAUUGCACAGGAUUUCAUAUUUCAGAGAAACUAGAAGGAAAUUACCACAAGCUUUGAGUGAAUUGAGUUGUAAAAUCAAUGCCCUGUUUUACACAGUAUAAAGAGAUGAAAUAUAUAUAUCUAUAUAUAUA